AUGAAAGACGAUUGUGAAAAAAUUCCCCUGGCGGGUCUCCGAAAGGAGGAAGCCCGCCCGCUCACUUCGGUGGGCGGCUGCCCUCCGUAUGCAGGGGUGGGCAACAAUCGCCUCGUAGGCCGGCUGAGUGCCGGUCUCCGUGAACACGACCUCAGCAUAUCCAGCAUGGACUCUGACCCAACAACUUGGAAAGACUCAGUUGAUCUGGAGGUGGAAGACUGCGACCCGAUGUCGCACUCCAACACCAACGACCUUGGCUCGGAUGCGGUAGUGUGCCCGACUAUGAGCACGCUAAGACUGAGGGGUGGCGGUUCGCCGCAACGCGACUCAAAAGGUCGAUUCGUCAAAAAGUCGGCCUCACAGAAACCCUCAGAAGAAGCGGAUCCUAUGGCAGAUACGGAUUCUGCUAACAAGGAUUCCGCAAACCAGGAGGAGGCAGCCUCAACGUCGAGGCUCACACACGCGGAGGCUAGCAGGCAACCAGUCGUACGGUUGUUUCGGCUCUCUGAUUCCGAGAUGUCGGUGUCAAGCGCGCGUACUGUGGCUUCGAAGGAAAGCCCUAGAAGUAAAUUUUGGAGGAAACCCGAGAAAAGGACGGCAGAGGAGAUCGAACCAUCAUGCAGCUCAGAAAGUGAUACCGGAGCACUAAGCGAAAGCGCGAUCUCAAACCACCGAGGAAACUUCUCCAAACAAACCCCAAAACGUGGCAGAGGCCGGCCGCCCACAUCGGACCAUCGCGACGGCUUUGGAAAGUUUCGAAGUGCAAUUAGCGCAGAAAAAGCUCACGAGAGGCAAAUCCAGGCAGAGAUGAACCUUGCUGCCUCUAACGCAUCGGCGGAAGCAGCGGCUCGGGAAAGAGCCGAGCGCUUAAUGUGCCGGCAGCAGCUCCCCACCGGCAGCCAGCUUGGGGAGCAGACAUUGGCGGCAAUAAAUCAAAAAGUACAAGAUGCCCUUAGUGACAUCUUGUAUGUGAACAAUACCUCGGGCCAUUUGAAGGGCACCCACCAGCAAAAGCUCAAAACCUCGGUGGUGGCUAUUGCUGAGGCUUUUGCUGAGGUAAGAUCCCGUACUGCUACGGAGGAGGUUGCCCGCCUAGAGGCAGCAAACGCCCAACUCUCAUGGCAGUUGGAAGAAUUACGCAAGCAGGUGGACGAGAUGCGAAGCCAGUCUGCUGCAGUGGCUGAAGUCGACAUCCGUCGGAUCAUGGAGGAAGUAUCGCGCUCCAACCGCGAGCAAUUCAGCAAUAUGCUAAACGCCCGUAUUGAGGGCCUUGAGGGGCGGCUUCUGCCAGAACCACGGCUUAGGCCCCCGCUGGCAUCUGAUCGAAUAGCAGCGGAAGCCGCGGAGUCUGCCCAUGCUGUGCCUAUGGCUGUGGGUCCGGCUAGUCAGCCUACACCAUCCCAGCCAGCAUGGAGCUCUACUGCUGGCACCGCACAGCCGUCUGUCAGUGGGAAACAAAAACCGAAGCCAAAAGCUAAGAGGGGCAAACGUGCUAGCCUGGCUGCUCAGGAAGCGUCAGAGGCCAGACAAACACCCUUAGCACCCGUCUCAGAAGUGAGCCUGACGCCCGCCAAGCCAAACUGGAGUGCCGCGGUGGGUAGGAAAGGAAAAAAGAAGACUGCAAGUGGUGGAGCAAACGGGUCCAAAGCCACUAGCGCCCCCAAGACGACCGUUCAGCGAAAGAGGAAACUUAACCCGCCUCGCGCGGCUGCUAUCACGCUGACGCUGAAGCCGGAGGCAGUUGAAAAAGGGGUUAAGUACGAAACUGUCCUGGCCGAAGCGAAAAAACGCAUCAAACUGGAGGAGCUCGGAAUCUCUGCUGUCCUCUUUCGAAUAGCAGCAACUGGUGCCCGAAUGCUGCAGCUGCCAUCUGACACCAAAGAUGCGGAGAAAGCGGCAGAUAAGCUGGCCGAAAAGCUACGGGAAGUUCUCGGUGCCGAAGUCCACGUCCAGCGGCCCGUGAAAUGUGCCGAAAUUCGUAUCAUGGGGUUAGACGACUCGGUAUCCAGUGAAGAAGUUGUGGCUGCUGUAGCAGCAGAUGGAGGCUGUCCAGCAGAAGCUAUCAGGUCUGGGGUAAUUUCACGUGCCCCAAGCGGUUCUGGGUCACUCUGGCUAAGCUGCCCAGUAGUUGCCGCCAAGAAAAUUACCGAGGCCGCUCGAAUAAGAGUUGGCUGGAUUUCUGCGCGAGUGGUGCUGCUGGAAGCAAAGCCUCUUCGUUGCUACAGGUGCCUAGAGGCGGGUCACGUCGGGGCUAAAUGUGACAGGGAGGUAGACCGCAGCCAACUGUGCUAUCGCUGUGGUAAACCCGGUCACAAGGCCCGGGACUGCACGGCUGAACCGAGCUGCGUCAUUUGCAGUGCUGCUGGAAAACCGUCGGGACACCGUAUCGGCGCACAAGGAUGCCAGAGCGGGAAGGCCCGUACUGCCAAGUCUGGAGGAAAGAAGACGGGAGCUGGCCCGGUAGCCCCCCCGCCUUCCCAGCCAAUCGCUGUGGAGGAGCACAUGAUGGACACCGCCCAAUAA
This is a messenger RNA of Cydia pomonella (codling moth), 2523 nucleotides long. RefSeq lists its product as uncharacterized. Bases 1 to 2523 code for a protein of 840 amino acids. Gene Ontology annotation, molecular function: zinc ion binding; nucleic acid binding. The transcript has a single exon. The record is from RefSeq and is a predicted model, not a curated record. NCBI's taxonomy places the organism in Eukaryota, Metazoa, Arthropoda, Insecta, Lepidoptera, Tortricidae.